Pyricularia pennisetigena is the source of this 1848-nucleotide messenger RNA. RefSeq lists its product as uncharacterized. Bases 1 to 1848 code for a protein of 615 amino acids. NCBI's taxonomy places the organism in Eukaryota, Fungi, Ascomycota, Sordariomycetes, Magnaporthales, Pyriculariaceae. The transcript has 3 exons. Gene Ontology annotation, cellular component: membrane. The record is from RefSeq and is a predicted model, not a curated record. Gene Ontology annotation, biological process: phosphate ion transmembrane transport.
AUGCUUGACCAGUACACCUACAUCUUUGCCAUUGGCACAUUUUUUGCCAUGUUGGAUGCGUACAACAAUGGCGCAAACGACGUCGCAAACGCCUGGGCAACCAGUGUUUCAUCGCGGUCCAUCUCGUACCGACAGGCCAUGAUUCUGGGCACCAUCUUCGAGAUGGUGGGUGCCAUCACGGUCGGAGCCCGCACUGCCGAAACUAUCAAGAACGGCAUCAUUCCAAACGACGCAUUUCGCGGUGACGCUGGUGUACAGAUGCUCGCCUUCACCUGUGCCCUUGCCGGCGCCUCGACCUGGGUCAUGUGGUGCACGAGGCACUCGGCCCACGUCUCGUCGACCUACUCGCUCAUCUCAUCCGUCGCGGGUGUCGGUGUCGCGACCGUUGGCGCCAGCAAGGUCCAAUGGGGUUGGAACAACGGCAAGGGUCUCGGCGCCAUCUUUGCUGGUCUCUUCAUGGCCCCAACCAUCGCGGCCGGCUUUGGCGCCACCAUCUUCAUGCUCAUCAAGCUCAUUGUCCACCUGCGCAAGGACCCCAUCCCCUGGGCCGUCUACACCUCGCCCUUUUUCUUCCUUAUCGCCGCCACCGUCUGCACCCUGUCUAUUGUCUACAAGGGCUCCCCCGCCCUGGGCCUGGCAUCGCGCCCCCCGGCAUUCAUCGCCGCUGUCACAUUGGGCACCGGCUUUGGUGUCGCCCUCUUGGCCGCCCUCUUCUUCGUCCCCUUUGUCCACGCCAAGGUCAUCAAGAAGGAUUACACCCUGAAGUGGUACGACUUCCUCCAGGGCCCUCUCCUGUUCAAGCGACCCGCUCCGGCCGACCAGGACAACAUCCUCGCCCGCGUUCCCAACUACGCCGUCGUCCAGCACGAGGAGGAGGAAGAGGAGCCCCACAGGCCCGAGGGUGUCACCAGCGCCUCCGGAUCGCAGAACUCCAGCACCGACCUGCCAAUCAAGUCCGUCGACGCUGCCGCCAACGCUGGCCAGGACUCGGAGAAGCAGAUGGUCAUGGCCGAGGCCGCCCGCCCGCAAAAGACUUACAAGGAGCUUCAGGAGGACGGCGAGCGCAAGCUCCACGCCAAGCUGUGCAAGGGCAAGGGCCCGCUGGGCUGGGCCAUGAGGACCCUUCGCGACAACCCCAUGGGCCCCGGUCAGAUCUACGAGCGCCACAACAUGAUCCGUCUGCUCAAGCGCCUGCCUGCCAUGGUUGUCGUCGGCGCCCUGUAUGGUCUCCACUACGACAUCCACUCUGCUCAGUCUGGUAUCGCGGGGACGCCCGAGGGUGAGCGCAUGGCCAGGGUCUACGCCAACGCGGCCAAGUACAGCAACGAGGUCGAGCACACCUACUCUUUCGUCCAGGUCCUGACUGCCUGCACCGCUUCGUUCGCCCACGGUGCCAACGACAUUGGAAACUCGGUCGGUCCCUGGGCUGUCAUCUACGCCGCAUGGAAGACUGGCAGCCCGGCUGCAUCAAAGGCGCAGGUUGAGAUUUGGCAGCUUGCCGUUUUGUCCCUGACUAUCAGUCUUGGUCUGAUCACGUACGGCUACAACAUCAUGAAGGUCAUGGGCAACAAGAUCACCUACCACUCCCCCAGCCGUGGAUCCUCCAUGGAGAUGGGCGCCGCCAUCACCGUCCUCGUCUUCUCGCAGUACUCCCUCCCCGUCUCGACCUCCAUGUGCAUCACUGGUGCCACCGUCGGCGUCGGUCUCUGCAACGGAACCUUCAAGGCCGUCAACUUCCAGCGUGUCGGCCUGCUCGUCUUCUCCUGGAUCAUGACCAUCCCCGUUGCCGGUACCAUUGGUGGUGUCCUGAUGGGCCUGAUCCUCAAUGCUCCUCAUUUCACUUCAUAG